Messenger RNA from Ziziphus jujuba (common jujube), 1499 nucleotides. RefSeq lists its product as uncharacterized. The transcript is spliced from 7 exons. The record is from RefSeq and is a predicted model, not a curated record. Bases 263 to 1231 code for a protein of 322 amino acids. Gene Ontology annotation, molecular function: protein binding. Lineage: Eukaryota; Viridiplantae; Streptophyta; Magnoliopsida; Rosales; Rhamnaceae.
GUCCAAAUCCAUUUACAUCCAAUAGGUUUAGGGUUGCGACAUUGUCUUCCUCCCCACUUUGUCUCGUAUUCUGCGAUUUUCACAUGGCUUCCUCAUCUUGCAAUAACAUUCAACGACUCGUGUUACCUUUUACUCUACAACACGAGAAAAUCAACACCCAUAAAUAAAUAGUUUCUUCUCAAGAAAAAAAGAAGAAGUAAUUUUUAUUUUUAUUUUUUUCCUUUUUAAGUCAGAUCCUCUGAAUCAUUUUUUGCUUUCAGAGAUGUCGAAUCCAAGAGUCACCAUCACCCUCGGCCGCACUGGUCAGGUGGUGGAGAGGGGAGUAACGGAUACAAACGUCGCGCGUGGUUAUGAUGGACCAGUCUCUGGGGGUAAACGAUCCAUGGAAGAGGGCUUAGGCAGUAGUAGGGCCAAUGGUUUUAUAUCGCCUACCAACAAACGGCGACGAGAUGAUGGUUUUAGAUCAACUAUGGGUGAUAAUACAUAUCAUGAUUCUCGUAUUAGUCAGUAUGAUCUCAGAUUAAAGCUGAUGCGCAAAAACCCCCCUAAGCAAAUUCAUGGUGUGCAUGAAGACCACAACAGAAUGGACCUUCGAGUCAAGCUGUCAAAACAGGUUCAAUCUCCACCGAUACAUCCAAUGAUGGAAUACAAGUCUGAGAUGAAGGGAAGUAGUCUUUACAGGAAAAUGCCCCCUAGAGGAAGUGCGGAUGAUUUACUCCUGGUGGAUUCAUUGAGGAAUUCUUAUUCUUCGCGAACCAUAAAUGGAUUGAGAGCUAGAUCCACUGAGAGAAAUUUGAGAACUUCCUCACACUUCUCACCUCCAAGAAAUUAUGAUGGAAUGUGGAAAAUACCAACAUUAAGGGAACCUGAUGCUUCAAGAGCUGGACGGUUUCCAAACAUGGGCAUUGGUAAUGUUCCUCGACCAACAGCCGGAAUACCCAUGACAAUAAAACCUGCUCCAGAAACUGUCAGACAAGUUUCACAUGGUCCACCAGCAAGUUGCAGCAUGCAGCAAAAUCUACAUAUGGUGGAGGGACCUAUCACGGUUGCUGGUUUGUUACAUACACUUGGCUUGGGAAAGUACACUGUUCUUUUCCAGGCUGAAGAAGUGGACAUGACUGCAUUGAGGCAGAUGGGAGACAAGGACCUCAAAGAGUUGGGUAUACCAAUGGGACCGAGGAAAAAGAUUCUGCUUGCUCUCUUACCCCGUCCGAAACAGCCACCACCAUAAACUGGAGCUUUGGAUGGUUUCAUCGCAAAGAGUGUUAACUUCCGUUGGUAGUUUUGAUAAACAGUGUAAAGACAUAGCAUAGCGAAUUGAGUGGGAAUACAUUUGACAUUGAAGUUAGAGAUUGAGAGGCUGCCUUUGUGUGGCUAUAUAUUUGUUUAGUGGUUCAUUUAAACAAAUGAUUGUGUGCUUUUCAUGUUGUAUUUAGCAUGUAUAUUACCAACAUUUCCCAUUGCACUGCAAUUGUUAUAUGAAUUGCAAGGUUUGGGCA